AUGGUAGUGAGCUUUGGCAACACUUCACUAGGAUCAGUGAGCUUCCCAGUUGGUAGUGAGCUAGGUAGUGAGCUAGGUAGUGAGCUAGGCAGUGAGCUAGGCAGUGAGCUAGGUAGUGAGCUAGGCGGUGAGCUAGGCGGUGAGCUUGGCGGUGAGCUAGGCGGUGAGCUAGGCGGUGAGCUAGGCGGUGAGCUAGGCGGUGAGCUAGGCAGUGAGCUAGGCAGUGAGCUAGGCAGUGAGCUAGGCAGUGAGCUAGGCAGUGAGCUAGGUAGUGAGCUAGGCAGUGAGCUAGGCAGUGAGCUAGGUAGUGAGCUAGGCAGUGAGCUAGGCAGUGAGCUAGGCAGUGAGCUAGGUAGUGAGCUAGGCAGUGAGCUAGGUAGUGAGCUAGGCAGUGAGCUAGGCAGUGAGCUAGGCAGUGAGCUAGGCAGUGAGCUAGGUGGUGAGCUAGGUGGUGAGCUAGGCGGUGAGCUAGGCGGUGAGCUAGGCGGUGAGCCUGGCGGCGGUGAGCUAGGCGGUGAGCUAGGCAGUGAGCCUGGCGGUGGGCGAGGCGGUGGGCGAGGCGGUGAGCUAGGCGGUGAGCUAGGCGGUGAGCCUGGCGGUGGGCGAGGCGGUGAGCGAGGCGGUGAGCUAGGCGGUGAGCUAGGCGGUGAGCUAGGCAGUGAGCCUGGCAGUGGGCGAGGCGGUGAGCUAGGUGGUGAGCUAGGCAGUGAGCCAGGCGGUGAGCCUGGCGGUGGGCGAGGCGGUGAGCUAGGUGGUGAGCUAGGCGGUGAGCUAGGCGGUGAGCUAGGCGGUGAGCUAGGCAGUGGGCUAGGUAGUGAGCUAGGUGGUGGGCUAGGUAGUGAGCUAGGCAGUGAGCCUGGCAGUGGGCUAGGCAGUGGGCUUGGCGGUGAGCUAGGCAGUGAGCCUGGCAGUGAGCUUGGCAGUGAGCCUGGCAUUGAGCCUGGCAGUGAGCCUGGCAGUGAGCUCGGCAGUGAGCUAGGCAUUCUCAAAGACUCAUAA
This is a messenger RNA of Oncorhynchus masou masou (cherry salmon), 999 nucleotides long. RefSeq lists its product as uncharacterized. NCBI's taxonomy places the organism in Eukaryota, Metazoa, Chordata, Actinopteri, Salmoniformes, Salmonidae. The transcript has 2 exons. The record is from RefSeq and is a predicted model, not a curated record. The coding region runs from base 1 to 999 and encodes 332 amino acids.